Paramecium sonneborni is the source of this 1677-nucleotide messenger RNA. The record is from the annotation of a GenBank genome assembly. Lineage: Eukaryota; Ciliophora; Oligohymenophorea; Peniculida; Parameciidae.
AUGAUAUAAGCUCCUAUAAUAGUUGCAAUGGUUUUAAUGAAAAGCUAUUAUUUAAUUAAAGGUUUAAAUACUUCAAAGCUUAUUCAUGAUAACGUUAUGAAUAGCUUAUUAAAUGCUUCAUAUACAAAGUUUUAUAAUACAAUUCUCAUUGGGAGAUUGAUGAAUAGGUUAAGUAAGGAUAUUUAUAAUAUUGAUUUAUUAUUUCCUAAUGAAAUUUAAAACUUAACAUAUCAAUUAACAUCCUUGUUAUUACCAUUAUUUGCAUGCUUCCUUUAUUUAAACAUUGCAGCAUUACCUUUGUUAAUUCUUUUUUUCAUUAUUCUGAUAUAUUUAACAGUAAUUUACUAUAGAUGUUUGAGAGAAAUUACAAGAAUUGAAGCUGUUUCUAAAAGUCCUGUUUUUUCUUUUUUUUAAUAAAUUGUUAGAGGAGUUACUUAUGUUAGGAGUUGCUUACCAAUAGAAAAAGUUGUAGCUUUAUAAUAAAAAAAUGUUGAUAUUGAUUUAGGAAAUUAAUUAAAUUUGUACGGAUUUUAAUAUUGGUAUCAAUCAUUUGCUGGAUCAAUAACAAAUUUCUUUUAAGCAUUGUUAUUUAUAAUUUGUGUAAAGUUUAUUAUUAAUUAAGUUUCUCUUUCCAGGAAAGACUUAAAAAAUGACUAAUCUAGUCCUGUAAUAGAUGUAAACUGUUUCUAAUUUACUUUUAAAUUCUUCAAUAUCUUAUGGAAAUUUACAAAUGUAUUUUAUCAGUUUUGAAAGAUGUUUACAUUUAGCAAAGUAAUUAUAUUUAAAUAAUUAUUCAGUAAAAUAGAAUUAGAAGAAAAAAAUCAUCCCUUAAUUACUCCAACUGAUCAAAAUAAUAAAGAUAAGGAUUAAAAAGAUAAAUCCAAUAUAGUAUUAAAGCUUGAAAAUUGUACCUUUUAAUACAGAUCUAAUUCAAAGAGUGUUUUAUAAUAAAUAUCAUUACAAUUACAUAAAGGCGAAAAAGUAUACAAUUAUUAUAAAUUUUAAGAUUGGUGUUGUUGGAAGAACAGGAGCAGGUAAGAGUUCUAUUAUUUUUGCAUUGACUUCAAUUUUGGAUUAGAUCGAAGGAUAAAUUGAAAUAGAAGAUUAAAAUAUAAAUUCAUAUUCUCUGAAUCAGUUGAGAUCUAAGUUUGCAAUUAUUCCAUAGGAUCCUUUGAUAUUUAUGGGAACUUUGAGAGAAAAUUUAGACCCAUUAAAUUAAUUUAGUGAUGACAAAAUAUUAGAAAUAGCAUAAUAAUGUAGAUUGUUUGAAAUGCAAAGCUUUAAAUAACAUGGAUUAUAAAGUGAGAUAACUUUAUCAGGAAAUAACUUAUCAUAAGGAGAGAAAUAAUUAUUGAAUAUCUCAAGAUGUGUUUUAGAAGAUAAAUAAAUAGUUUUAGUUGAUGAAGCCACUGCAAAUAUUGAUUAAAAGACAGAAGAACAUGUUAAAGAUGUAAAAUUUUAAAGAAUACUAAUUUAUAGAUUUUUGAAAAAUAUUUUAAAAAUGCUGCUAUGUUGACAAUUGCUCAUAAAGUCACAACAAUCAUGAAUUCAGAUAAAAUAAUGGUUUUGAAUGAUGGUAAGAUAUCAGAGUUCGACCAUCCACAAAAAUUGUUGGCUGAUCCAAACAGUGAAUUCAAAUAAAUUAUAGAUCUUAUCAAUUAAUCGGAAUAAUUAUGA